Spirodela intermedia is the source of this 1128-nucleotide messenger RNA. Lineage: Eukaryota; Viridiplantae; Streptophyta; Magnoliopsida; Alismatales; Araceae. The record is from the annotation of a GenBank genome assembly.
AUGAGUGGAAAGGAUCUUCCCAGAGGGGACAAGCUUGUGCUUAGGGGCCUCAAGUUCCAUGGAUUUCAUGGUGCCCGGGUAGAGGAGAAGAAGCUGGGACAGAAGUUUGUUAUCGAUUUGGAUGCCUGGCUGGAUUUACACGAAGCUGGUGAGACUGAUAGUUUAUCCGAUACUGUCAGUUAUACAGAUAUAUACAGGUAAUAUACAGGUAACGGGACGUUUAGGCAAAUCAUUGAUGUGAAUAGGCUUCAUUGACUAGAUAUUAUCGUAUCCGUGCCAUAUCUUUUGACCCCUUAUCGAAUAUAUAUUUCUAUGAUAUUUCCAAAGUGGUACAUUCCCCUCAAUUAUCGUGGAUCAUUGAAUUUGGAACGUUUGUGCUAUCGGCACCUUUAAUUAUUCAUGUUCAUCAUGUGGUUAGAAGUUUCUUUUUUAUAAAAGAGGUCAUUUUUUCUGCCUAUCAUUCCUUAUAAGUGCGAGUAGUGAUGAAUACUCCAAUGAAAGGGCUCUACAGCUCAUGAAAAUUGCCCAAAUUUCUAUUAAUCUCGUGCUACCAAGCGCCAGAUGAAAGUGUUGGAUAGUAGCCCCCUGUCCUAACCUUUUGGAUCGGUCGAUAUGGAAUUUUCUGAUCCGAUUCCAAAGGUUGCAGUGCCGUAUGAUUCUUGGGCAGAAGUAUUAUGUGAUGAAUACUGUGAAAUGUUAAAAUUUUGGUCAUUUCUAUGGCAUUGUCAACAUUACACCUGCUAUGAAUCGGUAGUCGUUUAACAUUCUCGUUCUGAGAUUAUCUUUUCGAAAAAAGGGUUGUGUCAUGCCCAUCUGAAAUUUUGUUGAAAUUUCCUGAAAAAGGGUUGGACAUUAUCUUUUCCGAUAUUUAUUUUUGUUGAGCAUGUCUUGUUGAAAGAGCAUAUUUUUCAAGUCUUGACCUUCCCAAAGUGCAGGAUAGUCAAGGAAAUCGUAGAGGGGCCAUCGCAGAACCUUCUCGAGCGCGUAGCUCACCUCAUCGCGACUGCCACCUUAGCAAAGUUCCCUCAGAUAUCUGCUGUCAGGGUGGAGGUCAAGAAACCAAACGUUGCUGUCCAUGGAACUAUUGACUACCUUGGGAUUGAGAUACUCCGAUACCAAAACAGGUAA